Cherax quadricarinatus is the source of this 2352-nucleotide messenger RNA. NCBI's taxonomy places the organism in Eukaryota, Metazoa, Arthropoda, Malacostraca, Decapoda, Parastacidae. The record is from RefSeq and is a predicted model, not a curated record.
AUGGCGAGGGAUAAGAAAAAAUCCUCGCCAUUUGGCACACUAAUCACCAUGUCUCACACUAUUAAGAAGUUUCUGUACAUCCCAAUGACCAUGGGAUUAUGUAUACCCUCUGCAGAGGAUGAGGCUUGUCCUGGGUACUACUGGUUUGUCCUUGAUGGUCGUGGUUGUGGAGGUAGAUACUUUGGAAUGCGUUUUGCAAAGAUGUUGGAAAACAUGUUUGGCACAAUGGAGUUGUGGGAAAAGGCUAUGUAUCAUCUUCUCGGCAAAUGUCUUCUCUGGAAUAUUAUGAAGAUCCGAUAUAGGUAUCAAGCAACAAGUGCCAGUGAACGAGCCAGUUUCGUGCUCAUGAGAGCUUGUGGUAUGUCCCAUAAUGCCAUUGCUCGAGCGACUGGUGUCAGCGUGUCCACAGUCUAUAAGUGGAUACAACGCUGGCUGCAGGAAGACAGUGUCAGGGCAACACCUUGUCAACACACUUCUAUGGAAAUAAAUACUGUAUUUGAUGAAGUGGAUGGUAGUACUGGUAAACAGGAUAUGAAGUGGUCCAUGAUGCGCCUGCAGCAGACUGGUCUCUCAACACAGGUGAUGGAGGCUUGGCUGGUCACACAGGUGGUGGAGGCUGUGUUGACCUCAACACAACAUGGCAGCUACUCUGUAAUUUUUAUUACGGACGGCACUACCUCACCCUCCACUAUCUUCAUGAUAAUAGAUCAUCUACGGUUUCCAGGAGGAGCUGGAUUUUUCGAAGCAGUAAUUAAUGGAUCUGAUUUCAAGCAGAGGGACGAGUACCUCUCUCUGCUGGUUGAUAAUGUUAAGAUGCUGCGGAAGUUGUCAUCAUACACAACAAUUGUAGUGAUAAGUGACGAGGCAACCUUCCUCGCCGCCUUCGUUAAGUGGUCCGUCAAGGGGCGACUCAUGGUGUGGUCGACGAGGCUCCUCAUCCUCACUCACUCUCGCCUCAUGGAGCUGCAGGAUCUCCACACAACCUUGUCCAACCUCAACUCUAUGUUGGUUAUUAUCAACGACGACACAACAAACAUCAGGUGCAGUGUUUACGUCCAGCUGCCGUAUAGUCCGCGGGGAUCCCAGGUUGUGCAGGUGGCCUCCUGGACACCUCGUCGUGGCCUCCUCCUCACCUCACACCUCCCACUCUUCCCGGAAAAAUUCUCAAAGUUCCACAUCAGACCGAAUUUGCUGGUGGCGGUCGACGACUCUGGCUUUGGUAGGUUAUUGACGGUAUUUGGCCCUAAAGGUUACAUGGUUCAGUUCCAGGGUGCAUUGGGAAAAUUCAUAGAAUACCUCUCCGUUGCACUCAACUUCACGUACUCCUUCAUGCGACCUCCUGAUAGAGUCUGGGGUGUUAGACUCAAUAAUGGUUCAUGGACCGGCAUAAUGGGCAUGGUGGUCAGGGAGGAAGUAAGUAUCGGUGCUGGACCUUUUGUUGUUGAUAGAUGGCGAGCCGAGGCGGUGGACUUCACUGUACCGAUGGUGAUAGACUACUGGAGGAUCCUGGGGGUCCGAGGUCUUCCUGAAGUGGACCCCUGGGGCUUCCUGUUCCCCCUGGCACCGCUGGUGUGGGCGGCCAUCCUGGUGAUGCUGGUAGUGCUUGCUGCUGCAGUGUUCCUCAUGUAUUCCUGCGGCUCUCUCAAGAAUGAUGACCAUAACUACUGGUUACACAUCACUUUUGGCUACGUUCGGAUAUUGUUACAGCAAGAUAUGACGCUGCCUAUAUACUGGUUGUGGGAGCGGUUGUUGCUGCUGGUGUGGAUGAUGGUGACACUGGUGUUAACACGGAGUUACUCUGGCAACCUCAUGGCUCUUCUGGCAGUGAGACACAUCCCUGAACCUUACCAAACACUACGUGACGUGAUGGACGACCCAUCUGAGCUAAUAUGGGAUAAAGACUCUGUAACUGUUGCUUUUUUAAAAUCAGCGGAGUCUGCUAUACACAGAGAAAUUAUGGAUGCAGAAAAGACUGGUCGACUCAUAUACAGACCACGUCCGCAGUUCCCUGAACUUAUAGACACUUUGGUGCGACGGGGCGACCACGUCAUUUCUAUCUCUCAUAGUGGUUUCAGAACUAUUACUGGUCACGAUUUCACGAAAACAGGAAAAUGUUCAUUUUACGAGUUGAAAGAUGAGUUUGUGCAGAUAAUGUACGCAAUGAUUAGUCAAAAGGACAGUCCACUUGUGCCAGCUUUAAAUAAGAGAAUAACGUCGAUGACAGAGGCUGGGUUGUUCUUCCAGUGGUUGAUAGCUGAAGAACCCAACUCCACUGUGUGUGAUCAUGUUCCCACCAAGAUCACUGUCAACGAGGCACUCUCUCUCAGUAACCUCUGGCUUCACCUAUGUUGA